Molecule: messenger RNA, 2868 nt
Organism: Malassezia vespertilionis
Lineage: Eukaryota; Fungi; Basidiomycota; Malasseziomycetes; Malasseziales; Malasseziaceae
Gene: msp1
Product: mitochondrial dynamin GTPase Msp1
Exons: 2
Coding region: 1-2868 (955 amino acids)
Cellular component (GO): membrane; cytoplasm; microtubule
Molecular function (GO): microtubule binding; GTP binding; GTPase activity
Source: RefSeq, a predicted model, not a curated record
AUGUACCCCGUUUUCAUGUCGCAGCUCCACCCCGCGGCACGAAUUCGCGCGAUUGAAAUGUGGCGUGCCGCACAAUCCCGCGUUCGUAUACCAUCCAAUGCGCUGCAUCUCCUACACACACCUGUGCAUUUGCGCACGCGAAUUCCGUCUGCAGCAUUCCAACGCCACAUUCAUGCCCGCGCAAUUAGCACAAACGCGGGAAUACCGCGACUCAUGCUCAAAAUGAUGCGUCUUCCCUUGUACGGUGCAACAGCAGCAGGCGGUGCGUAUGCAUACACCCAUUACAAGCUUGAUGAGCUAAAGGGGAAAUUGAAUGCUUGGUACGGCUCCGCGUCCGAUGCAGCCUCCGGAUGGUACGGCUCCGCGUCCGAUGCAGCCUCCGGAUGGUACGGCUCCGCGUCCGAUGCGGCAUCCGGAUGGUACGGUACACUCUCCGGCACGUUGGAAUCUUCGCGCAGCAGCCUCGGUGACUUUUUCGGAAAUCUCAAAUCAACCGGAACGAGAGAAGAGGCGCAGGAUGGCGACGACGGCGACAAUGGCGGCGGCGACAAAAACGGCGGGAAUAAUGGCGGCGGUGACGAUGAAAAAGGCUUGCUUGGCGCGGCCGCGCUCGGCGCCGCACUUACGAGCGAUAACGCGCCCAGCAAAGACGAGCAACCCGCCCAAGGCAGCACAGAAGAUCUCAUGCUGCUUACGCGUAAACUGAUCGAAGUGCGCAACAUGCUCCAGGACAUUGAUCAAGAUAGCGAGGAGCUGAAUUUGCCGAGCAUUGUCGUGAUCGGCUCGCAGAGCAGCGGCAAGAGCAGUGUGCUUGAGUCGAUUGUCGGCCACGAGUUCCUUCCCAAAGGCACGAAUAUGGUGACGCGCCGUCCUAUCGAGCUUACCCUCGUUCACACAGAGCGCAACGCAGAAACGCCCAACGGACUAAUCGAGUAUGGCGAGUUUCCCGGCCUUGGCAUGGGCCGGAUCGCCGACUUUUCCGGGAUCCAGAAAGUGUUAUACGAUCUCAACAUGAUGGUGUCUAAAGAGGAGGGCGUGAGCGACGACCCCAUCCAGCUGCACAUUUACAGCCCCCAAGUCCCCGACCUAAGCUUGAUUGAUCUUCCUGGCUACGUACAGCUCAGCUCGAUGGACCAGCCAGAGGCGCUGCGUGAAAAGAUUGCGACGCUGUGCGACAAGUACAUUCGCGAGCCCAACAUUAUCCUCGCUGUCUGUGCGGCCGACGUCGACCUCGCCAACUCGCCUGCGCUGCGUGCUAGCCGCAAAGUCGAUCCAUUGGGCCAGCGCACCAUCGGCGUGGUUACCAAGAUGGAUCUCAUUCCUCCCAAAGAGGGCGCGGCCAUUUUGAACAACAACAAGUACCCUCUUGCACUUGGGUACAUUGGCGUGGUGUGCAAACCGCCGCCGCCCCCAAGCAACUCUAUGUUCACGCUCGGGCGCAAUCGCAACGUUGUUCAGCUUACGCAGGAGUACGAGCACGAGUUUUUUACCGAGUAUCACGAAGACUUUUCUGCCCCCACGCACGGACGUAGUGCCGGGGUGCAGCCCUUGGUUGGCACCCAUGCAUUGCGCACGCGGCUCAUGGUCGUGUUGGAGGAAAGUAUGGGUGCGUCGCUCUCUGGCGUCGCCGAGACCGUGCGCAAGGAACUGGAUGAAGCGUCGUACCAAUUCAAGGUCCAGUACAACGACCGCAUCAUCACUGCGGAAAGCUACGUGACCGAGGUGAUCGACGUUUUGAAGCAGCGCUUCAAAUACUUUGCACACCAUUUCGGGAAACCCGAGGUGCGUGUCCUGCUCAAGAGUGCAUUGGAUGACAAGGUCAUGGACGCACUUGCGCAAAUGUACUGGACGGAUGGGCGCGUCGUGGAACUGACCGAGCUUGGGAAUCGCCGGCGAGGAUCGCCUGAAGAGCUCGACCCCGUCUGGAUGCACAAGCUCGAUGCCAGCACAGGAACAGUGACCAAGUGCGGUGUCGGCCGCCUCAGUACGCAGCUCGUCGCCAAUACAAUUCGCGCACAGCUGGAGCAGCUCGCGCUGGCAGAGCCACUGAACUACCACCACGAAACGGUGGAGCGUAUUGUUGCGUUCGGCACUGCGCUCCUGACCGAGCGCUUUGGCGUCACCGCCGACCAAGUUGAGAACUGUAUCAAACCAUACAAGUACGAAGUCGACGUCGACGGCCGCGAGUGGGAAGAAGGGCGCAAACAGUCGGAAAUACUCAUGCGGAACGAGUUGGACAUGUGCAAUGAGGCACACGAUCGACUCAAGAAGCUUGUAGGCGGUCGUCGUCUCCGCGGUGCUGUGGAAUAUAUUUCGCAGCUCGAGCAGCGCGAAAAAGAUCGCAUAGCACAGCGCAUCGAGCACACUGGCGACCCCGAGCAGGCGAUCCAGACGCUCGACGACCAAAACGAUCCUACUCGUCCUGGGUUCAAUGCUGCGCUCUUGAUGAAGGCCCGAGAGGCUCGUUUCCUCGAAAACCGUGCAGGGAUUCUGCACAUGCGCAUGCUUGCUCUGCGAUCGCGCCGUUGCAAGGCAGGGCCACAGAGCAAGGUGUUCUGCCCCGAAACCUUUCUGGAUGUCGUCGCGGAUAAACUCACCCAAACGGCAGUCAUGUUUAUCAAUAUCGAGCUCUUGGCCGAGUUCUUUUACCAGUUUCCGCGCGAAAUCGACGCGCGGUUGGGCUAUGACAUGACCAACGAACAAAUGGUGGAGUUCGCCCGGCAGAACCCGUCUAUUCGCAGUCACCUCGACUUGCAGCACCGCAAGAUGAAGCUUGAUGAUGUGAUGACGAAACUGACCGAGCUCACGCAACUUUACCAGGGCAAGCAUCCCAAGAAACACCAGUCGUCUAGGUGGCUAUUUUUUUAG